Striga hermonthica is the source of this 1197-nucleotide messenger RNA. The record is from the annotation of a GenBank genome assembly. NCBI's taxonomy places the organism in Eukaryota, Viridiplantae, Streptophyta, Magnoliopsida, Lamiales, Orobanchaceae.
AUGGCGAAAUCGAAUCAUCAAGAAGACCUCGACCUUCUCCUCUCUCUUGAGGAUCGCGUUCUGGAAACCCCACCAGCUUCUCCUUCAGGUUAUUUAUCUGAUGAUGGGAGGAGAAAGGGAACAGGGAAUGUGGACAUGUCUGUUUUUCGAGAUGUGGUGGGGGACUGUCUUGAUUAUGAUGCCAAAAAUGUUGAGAAGUCUCGUAGGCCCGAGCAGGGAAAGAGUUGUAAUGACGUUGAGGUUGAUAAGUUUUCAGGGCUGCGGAUUAAGGGUCCAUUGGUAUCACGGGUUGAAUUGAGCAACCAUUUAUCAGACAUUCGAUUUGUGCAGUUACCAACAAUAAAGAAUUUGCUAGCUGGAGAUACACUCUCUGGGUGCUGGGCCACUACUGGGGUUCUCAUGGAAAUAGGAACUCCAAAGAAUAGUUCCAUAGGGCAGCCAUUUACAAGAUGGAGAAUUGGAUGCUUGAAUGAUAAUAUUAUUACCCUUUUUUUGUUUGGUGAUGCUUACAAAAAGACAUGUGACGAAAAGAUAGGGGGUGUCUUUGCACUGUUUAAUUGCAGUGUUCGCAAGGACAACAUUGGGAAUGGAUUCACUCUGAGUGUGUAUACAGCCAAACACAUUCUGAAGCUGGGUACAUCAGCGGAUUUUGCGUUUUGUCAAGGAAAAGGGAAAGAUGGAGUGGCUUGCACAAGAGUCAUCAACAAACGUCAAAGGAAAUAUUGUGACUACCAUAAGAAUUCAUCCACGAGAUAUACUUCUACAAGGGCAGAGCUCAAAGGCGGGAAUGUAAGCACGGGCUUCAAAAACUAUCUCAAGUCAGAAAGAAUAUAUGUCGUUAAACCUACAGAUGACAAAAAGAACUUAGCAAAGUCCACUCGGCCCGUAAAAGUAUUGUCUGUUGAAGGAUUAAAGAAGGCAUUAAGCAAAGCAGAUAAAGUCACAACAAACGUACAUUCUCAAGGAAUACGGUUUUUAAAUCACAUUGCAGGGAAAAUGGAUCCUCAAGUGACAAACAGAAAAGCUAAUCUCCCACACAAGCCAAUGGGUAGAACUGAUGCCAGGUCCAGGCCAACUCAAGAACCAGUUGCCAAGAAAAUGAAAAUGGAUCAAAAAAAGGCCCCAACACAAGAUAACAAAGAAAAUAACACAAAUAUGAUUGAGUUAGAUUUUGUUAGUUCAGAUGAUGAACUUUGA